AUGCCAUAUCAUCAUGGCUUCUUUGGGCGACCUGUUGAAAUGUUCGACCCAUUCUCCCUCUACUUUCCGAAUGAUUUUCCCUUCGAUUUCCCAGCCUUUCGACCACCACCACCGCCUUUUAUGGUCCCACCACGGCCACUUCUACCAGAUAUGAGGAGACUGAUGCCUAGGACCAACAUCGAGUAUAAGGAGACUGCGGAAGCUCAUCACUUCAAGGCCGAGCUUCCGGGUGUCAGAGAAGAGGAUGUGACGGUGAACAUAGAUGAGGGUGGGAAGAUGAUCCACAUACGUGCCAAAUCAAAGCAUGGCAGGGAGGAAAACAAAGAGAGAUAUCAUCAUGUUGAGCAUGGUUGUGGGGAGUUUGCGAGUUCGUUCACGCUACCGCCCGAUGCAAAUCCUGAGCAUAUGAGGUGCUGUGUUGAUAAUGGUGUGCUUACCAUCGCCAUUCCUAAGCACCAGUCCUACUACCAGUAA
Messenger RNA from Spinacia oleracea (spinach), 474 nucleotides. RefSeq names its product 18.1 kDa class I heat shock protein-like. The record is from RefSeq and is a predicted model, not a curated record. Lineage: Eukaryota; Viridiplantae; Streptophyta; Magnoliopsida; Caryophyllales; Amaranthaceae. The coding region runs from base 1 to 474 and encodes 157 amino acids. The transcript has a single exon.